UGUUAUUACCGCCGGACAGUGGUAGUUUUCACUUUCAAAACGACGCGGCGGAUUGUCGCUUUGCCAAACUUGCCGAUCGUCCGCAACGAUGACGCUGAAGAUAUUCUAUUUCGCACUGCAUUUAAAUGCAGUAUUUCUCGUCAGCUUUGCUAGGCCUGAUUGCAUUCCUGAAAUUGCCGUCGCCGAUAGCAAAGCUCUGGUUGAGGUCGUCGACGUUGUCAAGAUUUGCCAGGAUGGCCAAUUUGAAUGUCGAAACGGUGAAUGCAUCGAGGAUCUAUUUCUGUGCGACGGAGAAGCCGAUUGUUCAGACCAGAGCGACGAGACUCGGUUCGAAUGCUCAAAGCCAAAAUUCUCAUGUUCGGAUUCGGAAUUUCGCUGCGAUUACGGCGCCUGUGUCAACAAGGAUGCGGUUUGCAAUGGCGUCAAGGAUUGCCUCGACAACAGCGAUGAACUCCUUGCAGAGUGUUCAAAACCUGCGCAGCAACGCGAGUUGUUAAUUCACGUGAGAAUUAAUGACGCGGCAGUGAACGAUUACGUUGAAACGCAUGAAAAUUUGCCUCGCAAAGAAGAAACAAAGCCACGGCAUCGUAAGAUUAUUUACCAAGUCAAGCGUCCAAUAAGAUACGGGAAGCCGGUAUACGCGAACAAAAUCGACAAUCCGGAACCAACGACGUCGGUGAGCGUUUUGCCGCUGGAGCGGUCGAAUUACACGCUCUGUGUUGUGCCGCCGCAGCCUCCAAACGGACAAUGGAGGCUUCACAGUGAUUUCUGCCACGGAAAGAAAGACUGCGAUAUUCCUCAGAAUAUCGCAUUGAAGCCUGGUAGCCGGCUGGUAUAUUGGUGUGACACAGAUUUCGGAAUCAGAGGAGACGCCGACGUUUAUUGUGGAGCCGGAGGAAGUUGGUCAUCAAUUCCCGAGUGCAUCGGACAUGUUUCAGUCACCACAUGCCCACCCUUGAACUCGAUUUCGAGAGCAGCUACUUGUUCUCGUGAUGGGGAGCGCGUCAGCUGCCAGACCUCCAUUUCUCCACGUACAAGGGCGAAGGUUACGUGCCGGGUAAAUUAUGGACUGGAAUCGAACCCAGUGCCGACCGUUAUUGAACAGGAUAUCGAGUGCAACCAGGACGGAAGGUGGGAGCCGGAGCCAAUUACAUGCCGUCCAAUUUGUGGACUGGAGAAUCCUUUCAGUCGGAAGCAGGAGACAGUAAACAAUGUCUCCAUAGAAGCCGGAGGUUUUCCUUGGCACGCCAAUCUCUGGAGGGAAGUAAAUUCUGGAGAGAAAGUCGAUUACGAGUUUCGGUGUAGUGCGACCAUUGUUCGACCCAACUUCGUGCUGACCGCGGCUUAUUGUGUCGUCAGCGACAUAUCGGGGGUCUCCGAAAACCCUGAGCGUCUCCGGGUCACAGCGGGAAAUGUUUAUCGAGAUAUAAAUGAUCUCGAAACUGCUUCAUGGAUCGUUCAAAAGGUGAAAAAUGUGUACAGAAAUUGCGGGAACAUGAGCUUUUUUCUCGACGAUGUCUCGGACAUAGCGCUGAUCGAGUUGUCGGAGCCAUUUCAGUUCUCGACUCAAAUACUUCCCGUUUGUUUGGACGACUCGUGGCGAAGUGAAGCAAUUUUUGAAUCCGGCGGGACAGGAAAGAUCGAUGGAUUCGGUAUAAACUCCGUUACAGCAUCUAGCCCUGUGCUUCAAAUUGCAAACGUCAGUUACGCGUUAAACAACGAGUGUAGAAUGCCGUACAACGACUCUGGAAUUGAAGUGAUAAUCAAGAACGAUGAAUUUUGCGGUGCUUAUUCUAACGAAACGACGGUGUGUGACUGGGAUACGGGGGGUGGACUCGUCGUGCAAAAAAGUGGACUGUGGCAUCUUGUAGGAAUCUAUAGUGCGGGACUUCGCCCAAGUUUGGUGGACGCACCGAGCACAAACUGUGGUGACAAUCCCUACUCGCUGUACACUAAGGUGUCCGCCUACAUACCGUGGAUUCAAGACGUUUUCUUCAAGUUGGAGCGAUACAAAUCUUACCCUGUGUGCAGUUUCUACAUCCCACCGCAGAUCCAGCUGCAGCAAAACAUUAUUAAACCCAUAAGACCAGCCUCAUCACCGUCAAAUGCUGGCAAUCCCAUAAGACCAGCCUCAGCACCGUCAAAUGCUGGCAAUCCCAUAAGACCAGCCUCAUCACUGCGAAAUGCUGGCAAUUCCAUAACAUCAGCCCCAUCAUCGCCAAAUGCUGGCAAUCCCAUAACACCAGUCCCAUUACUGCCAAAUGCUGCCAAUCCCAUAACAUCAGCUCCAUCACCGCCAAAUGCUGCCAAUCCCAUAACACCAGUACCAUCACCACCAAAUGCUGGCAAUCCCAUAACACCAACCCCAUCACUGCCAAAUGCUGGCAAUUCCAUAACACCAUCCCCAUCACUGCCAAAUGCUGGCAAUUCCAUAACACCAACCCCAUCACCACCAAAUGCUGGCAAUCCCAUAACACCAACCCCAUCACUGCCAAAUGCUGGCAAUUCCAUAACACCAACCCCAUCACCACCAAAUGCUGGCAAUCCCAUAACACCAACCCCAUCACUGCCAAAUGCUGCCAAUCCCAUGACACCAACCCCAUCACUGCCAAAUGCUGGCAAUUCCAUAACACCAGCCCCAUCACCCAAUCCCAUAACAUCGGUCAGGCCGUCACCGUCGCCAGCGAAGUCGCCGAUGAUGAUGACGAUGAUGAUGCCAAACCCAGAUUUGGUUAAAACGCAAAUUCCGCAAUAUGCGCAGAGCGUAUCCUGCGCGAUACCACCACAGCCUACCAAUGGGAACUAUAAGUCUCAUUCGUCUCUCUGCGGGGGGAAAACGGAUUGCACUCUUCCCGAGGGUGCUGCACUGAAACCCGGAAGUCAGCUGGUAUACAGUUGCCUACCUGGAUUUCGAAUCAAUGGGAGUGCUGACGUUUUUUGCGGACUGAACGGAAACUGGUCAGCUAUCCCAACCUGCACGGCGAUCACCUGCCCCUCGCUGGAUUCCGCAUCGACGAUAAUGUCUUGCUUUCGGUCGAAUCGUUACAAGCGGUGCAACUCUACUGAGUUACCAGAUACCACGGCUGUACUCCAAUGUCGACCUGCUUAUACCGAGGAUGCGAGUCUUGCCAUGGCUGGUAAUAAACAUGUGAAAUGUAACGCGAACGGCCAGUGGGAGCCCAAACCUAUCUCUUGCCUUCCAAUGUGCGGAAUAACUAACACUCAGUUCACCCCGACCGUGCUGAGAGGACACUCCGCUAAAAUCUCACAAUUCCCCUGGCACGCUACGUUGUACAAGCAAGAGAAGCCGCCCGAUGGUCCCAAGAUGUUUCAAUGUGGUGGAACGAUAAUCCAAAACAACCUCGUCCUUACCGCCGCCCAUUGUGUUUAUGACGAUAAAUUCAAGACGGUUGAAUUACCUGGAAAGUUUUACGUUGUCACUGGAAACGUAUUCCAAGAUUACGAUUCUUCGUUUCACGAUCAACGGGUAGUUCAGAAAGCUAUGGUUAAAAGCAUCCACGUCCCUUGUGAGUAUUUCGGCUUGAACGGUAAUUACAAUUCUGACAUCGCGAUCAUCGAAUUGCGGGGCUCGUUUCAACUCUCCGGAAUCUUAAUCCCAGCCUGCAUGGAUGUAGUCGGUAACAACGAGCAGCUAUUGGAGCCUGGCUCGAUUGCAAAAAUAGCUGGAUUUGGUGGAACAGAAAGUAGCGUGACGAGCGCAAGUCUAUUGACUACGAAUAUCUCCUACGUAUCUUAUAGCGAGUGCAAAAUGGCUGACAGUACCCAGGAAAACGUAGGGCUUAUAUCGAACGACAAGUUCUGCGGCAAAGGCCAAAACGGGGCGGCCGUUUGCCAAGGAGACAGCGGUGGUGGUCUGGUGUUUCAGAGUGAUGGAAGGUGGCACGUCAUGGGAGUUUUGAGCGUCAAUUUGGGGGCGAGCACCUUGAACGGCGAGAAAACCUGCAUCCCUAACUCUUACGCCCUCUACACCAAGGUUCUCACCUACAUGUCGUGGAUUCGGAGCGUGAUGAACAGUCUACAAAAAUUUGAGGCUUACACGUCGUGCGAAUUUGAUACAAACACCAUUACGUGAAUUGACAAAACUUCAGAUCAGACGGUGGAAAAUAUGUGUGAACCGCGAUA
Molecule: messenger RNA, 4143 nt
Organism: Diprion similis
Lineage: Eukaryota; Metazoa; Arthropoda; Insecta; Hymenoptera; Diprionidae
Exons: 12
Coding region: 89-4093 (1334 amino acids)
Biological process (GO): proteolysis
Molecular function (GO): protein binding; serine-type endopeptidase activity
Source: RefSeq, a predicted model, not a curated record